CAAUGUCACGCAAGUUCCAUCUGUACUGUAGUCCGGUGCUGUCCGAUCGUGGAUUAAAAAUACUAUCAAUUACAAUCAAGAAUCAAAUUAGAGUAGAUUCACCUGUUUCUUAUCAGUAAAAUUAGUUUAAAGGUUUCAUUUUGUUAAAAUGUCAACAAUGUUUCCUGCUUUAUGUCGCAUGUCUCGUACUUUCGUAAUCAAUAACAACAAUUCUGUUAAAAUAACGCUUCGGAAUACGAUACGAUACAACACCACUGUAGCUAAUGUGCUAAAAUCCUAUAAAGUUAAACCUAAGAAAGAACCCGGGGAAGUGUUCAAAUGGAUUUUAUUGAUGAUUCCAGUGACUUCUUUUGGUCUUGGUUGCUGGCAAGUGUACCGUCUACAAUGGAAACUAGGGCUCAUUGAUAUGAUGAAAGCUAAGACUAAUGCUACUCCAGAGCUAAUACCAACAGAUUUUGCAGAACUGGAACACAUGGAAUAUAUGCCUGUUAAGGUAAAAGGAGAGUUUCUCCAUGACAAGGAAAUACUUAUUGGGCCCAGAGCAUUAAUUGAACCCGACACCCCUUUACCUAGGACUGGAUCACUUGUCUCUGACCCCAAGACCAACCAAGGAUGGCUAGUGAUCACCCCAUUCAAGUUGUCUGAAACAGGAGAGGUAAUUCUGAUAAACCGAGGAUGGAUCCACCAAAGUCAGCGACCAAAAGAUAAACGUCAGCCAUCAUUAGUGGAAGGUGAAAUUGAAUUGGUUGGUGUUGUGAGAUUAACUGAAAAACGGGCACCUUUCAUGCCUAAAAACAAUCCAGAAAAAGGAUCAUGGUUCUCUAGGGAUUUAGACCAGAUGAGUGCUUACCUUGGCUGUGCCCCUGUGUGGCUUGAUGCACGGGGCAUACCAGAUCCACCACAAGGCUGGCCAAUUCCCAACCAAACCAGAGUCACUUUGAGGAAUGAACACCUAUCAUACAUUGUCACCUGGUAUUCAUUAUCCAUACUUACAGCUAUCAUGUGGCGUCGCUAUUUUAUUAGAAAGUUACCAUUAUUGUAAAUAAAUAGUAUUAUUUACGUUAUUGUUACAUUGAAAUGCAUUUUACUUUGUAAAUUAGCUAUUUAUAGUGCUUUUGUUAAUUGCUUUAGAUGUUCAAGAGUAAUACGUAUUUGUAACUAGUUUCAAUAAAUUAAGUAUGUAAUAGUGAA
Messenger RNA from Trichoplusia ni (cabbage looper), 1191 nucleotides. It is a transcript of the gene Surf1, whose product is annotated as surfeit locus protein 1. The transcript has 5 exons. Gene Ontology annotation, cellular component: mitochondrion; membrane. The coding region runs from base 149 to 1042 and encodes 297 amino acids. Gene Ontology annotation, biological process: mitochondrial respiratory chain complex IV assembly. NCBI's taxonomy places the organism in Eukaryota, Metazoa, Arthropoda, Insecta, Lepidoptera, Noctuidae. The record is from RefSeq and is a predicted model, not a curated record.